Molecule: messenger RNA, 1677 nt
Organism: Pipistrellus nathusii (Nathusius's pipistrelle)
Lineage: Eukaryota; Metazoa; Chordata; Mammalia; Chiroptera; Vespertilionidae
Source: the annotation of a GenBank genome assembly
AUGAGGAAGCUCCGCGCCAAUGCCAUCGCCAUCCUGACCGUAGCCUGGAUCCUGGGCACUUUCUACUACUUAUGGCAGGACAACCGAGCCCACGCCGCCGCAUCCUCGGGCGGCCGGGGCGCGCCGAAGGCCGGGGGCAGGCCGGAGCCGCUCCGCGAGGACCGCACCAUCCCGCUCAUUGUGACAGGAACGCCUUCCAGAGGCUUCGAUGAGAAGGCGUACCUGGCAGCCAAGCAGCUGAAGCCCGGAGAGGACCCCUACAGGCAGCACGCCUUCAACCAGCUGGAGAGCGACAAGCUGGCCUCCGACCGGCCCAUCCGGGACACCCGGCACUACAGUUGUCCGUCCCUGACCUACUCCUCGGACCUGCCGGCCACCAGCGUCAUCAUCACCUUCCACAACGAAGCCCGAUCCACCCUGCUGCGCACCGUGAAGAGUGUCCUGAACCGAACUCCUGCCCACCUGAUCCAGGAGAUCAUUCUAGUGGAUGACUUCAGCUCAGAUCCCGAAGACUGUCUGCUCCUGACCAGGAUCCCCAAGGUCAAGUGCCUGCGCAACGACCGGAGGGAAGGGCUGAUCCGGUCCCGAGUGCGCGGGGCGGAUGUGGCCGCGGCCACCGUCCUCACCUUCCUGGACAGCCACUGUGAGGUGAACGUUGAGUGGCUGCAGCCCCUGCUGCAGCGGGUGAAGGAGGACCACACCCGCGUGGUGAGCCCCAUCAUUGACGUCAUCAGCCUGGACAACUUUGCUUACCUUGCUGCAUCCGCUGACCUUCGCGGAGGAUUCGACUGGAGCCUGCAUUUCAAGUGGGAGCAGAUUCCGCUGGAGCAGAAGAUUGCCCGUACAGACCCCAACAAGCCCAUAAGGACGCCCGUCAUAGCAGGAGGCAUCUUCGUGAUUGACAAGUCCUGGUUUAACCACCUGGGAAAGUAUGAUGCCCAGAUGGACAUCUGGGGGGGAGAGAACUUCGAGCUCUCCUUCAGGGUGUGGAUGUGCGGAGGGAGCCUGGAGAUCGUGCCCUGCAGCCGGGUGGGCCAUGUCUUCAGGAAGCGGCAUCCCUACAACUUCCCCGAGGGCAACGCCCUCACCUACAUCAGGAACACCAAGCGCACCGCGGAGGUGUGGAUGGACGAGUACAAGCAGUAUUACUACGAGGCCCGGCCCUCAGCCAUCGGGAAGGCCUUCGGCAGUGUGGCCUCGAGGAUCGAGCAGAGGAAGAAGAUGAACUGCAAGUCCUUCAGCUGGUACCUGGAGAACGUCUACCCAGAGCUCACGGUCCCGGUGAAGGAGGUGCUCCCCGGCAUCAUUAAGCAAGGAGCUAACUGCCUGGAGUCCCAGGGCCAGGACACCGCCGGGAACUUCCUGCUUGGAGUGGGCACCUGCAGGGGGUCUGCCAAGAACCCACCAGCACCCCAGGCCUGGCUGUUCAGUGACCACCUCAUCCAGCAGCAGGGGAAGUGCCUGACCGCCACCGCAACCUCGCCUGGGUCCCCCGUCGCACUGCAGACGUGCAACCCGAGAGAAGGCAAACAGAGAUGGAGGAGAAAAGCCUCUUUCAUCCAGCACUCGGUCAGCGGCCUCUGCCUGGAGGCCCAGCCCACCCAGCUGGUGACCAGCAAGUGCCAGGCCGACGCCCCAGCCCAGCAAUGGCAGCUGUUGCCGCAGCUGCACACAUGA